This is a messenger RNA of Rotaria sp. Silwood1, 810 nucleotides long. The record is from the annotation of a GenBank genome assembly. Lineage: Eukaryota; Metazoa; Rotifera; Eurotatoria; Philodinida; Philodinidae.
AUGGCCACAAGUGGGAGAGAAAAAGAAUUUGAAUAUCGCAUUUUACGAUUGACUGAUGUUGCUAAAGAGCCACUGCAACGUCUAGCGCCCAUCCAUGGAUAUGAAGACAUGCCGCUUGUUUCUCUAGAAAAAGCUGUCGUGCCGCUCAUCUCUCUUGUGCCAGCUAUCCAAGAAUAUACCUAUGUGGCCAAACAUAGCUGUAGUGAUCCAGCUGAUGAUUUGACUCAAGAUGAAUCAGCUGCUAUCAUGCUUUAUUCAAUGGUAUGGGAACCACUCGAUCAAUGUUUGUAUGUAGCCUUGAAUGCAGUUCUACGCUUACCAGAUAGACGACAUCUCAAACCAUGGUUUUUCUUUCUCAAACUCUUUCUAACUGCACUCUUUCGUCUUCCAUCGAUUACACAUCGUACAGUUUAUCGAGGAGUCAAGUUGAAUUUGCACGAACACUAUAAGCAGGGGGAAACAGUGAUAUGGUGGGGCUUCUCAUCAUGUACUACCUCAAUCAAGGUUUUAGAGGCUGAACAGGCUUUGGGAAAAACGGGCCCAAGAACAAUAUUCUGCAUUGAAUGCGAUUCAGGAAAAGAUAUUCGAAAACAUUCUUAUUAUUCAACAGAAGAUGAAAUACUUCUUCCGCCUGCAACUCAAUUCGAAGUUGUCGCAUGUCUUGAUGCUGCUCCAGAUCUUCAUGUGAUUCAUCUCAAAGAGACGCUGCCACCAUUUCCACUUUUACAACCAAUCCCAUAUGCCAUUCCACAGAAAGCAGCAGCUGUUUGCGAGCUAUUAGAAACUAAAGCGCGUAAGCAUUUUAAAUAA